GAUCAGCGGAAGUUUUCUUGAGUGUUCGAGGUUUCAUGACACAGAACACCGUUGUGCUUAGGUGAAAAUACUCAGCGAAGUGAGACCUUCAUAUUUGAAAAGAUCGCCAUAAUGUCUGAAGAGAGCAACAAGCUGCCAAUGGACCCCAUCUCUGCAGUUGGAGUACUUAGUUCUCUCAACAAAGUCCCUGAUGGCUACUAUGUUGUUGCAAAAACAACAGAUGGCUCCGACGCCGACCUGUGGAAGGACGGCUUAUUCAAAUCCAAGGUCACUCGCUACCUUUGCUUCUCCAGGAAAACUGAGCCUGAGGUCGUUGUGGAUAUGAAGCUGAUCGACUUCAAGGACCCGCUGCCAGAGUCCUUCACACCGGUGCAAGAAACAUUAGACAAAAAGGAAGCUGCCAUGAGGAAGAGGAGGCUGUGUGUGAAAAUGAGCGCUCGUGAGGCUGCCGAGACAGCUGUAUGUGACAUCCAGCUCACCGCCAAAUCCAAGUACCAGCUUGUUAACUACACCUGUGUGGGAGACAUAAACAAUAUGGGACUAUGGUAUCGCAUGGGGGACGUUCCUCGGCGUACGUCAUCUCAGAAAACGAAGAGUGCUCCUAAAAUUGACACCCCACACAGCACUACAAGCAGGAUUGCCACCAGCAGACAACAUGAGCAGCAGAACGCUGGCAUUUACACUAUGACAGCUCUCGAAGAUGUGCCCUUUGUGGUGUCAGAGAAGUUUCAUAAAAAACCUCAGGAGAUGCAGCAAGUCAAUUUAAUGGGCAUUACGAUCAAAUCCCUGGCAGAGAUCGAGGAGGAAUUUCACUACAAUUUCGGCACAGAGCGGAGUAUUGUGUCUUAACUUCCAAUCAAGCCACAGAAGCCACUGUAACCAGAAAGGACAAAGAAAAGAAAGGAAUAAAAAUAAUAAAAAACUCUGAUUUCUUGUACUAGUCUAGAUUUUAUUAUGUUAUUCCCUACCUCUUUUUAUUUAAUUAUGUAAUUUCUGAAAUGUAUUUAGAAAUAAAAAUAAAUGUUUUCUCUUCAAAAUGUGAAACUUCUACAGUUAUCCUCCUUUUUUACUUUAUUUGUCAGAUAGUUGGAAUCAGAUUUAAAAGGGUGUGUGGCCCAAAAUAAAACAACAAUUUCCAGAGUGAACAUGU
Messenger RNA from Cyprinodon variegatus (sheepshead minnow), 1150 nucleotides. Its product is annotated as multivesicular body subunit 12B-like. The record is from RefSeq and is a predicted model, not a curated record. The coding region runs from base 112 to 849 and encodes 245 amino acids. Gene Ontology annotation, biological process: viral budding; regulation of epidermal growth factor receptor signaling pathway; virus maturation. NCBI's taxonomy places the organism in Eukaryota, Metazoa, Chordata, Actinopteri, Cyprinodontiformes, Cyprinodontidae. The transcript has 10 exons. Gene Ontology annotation, cellular component: ESCRT I complex; late endosome.